AGGCCUCCGCCGAGCGGCAUUUCCUCCCCGGCCUUGGCAGGCGCUCGGCUCCGCGGACCCUCCUCUAAAAGGGAGUUGAUUUCCUGCCGCCGCAGGUCAUCAGCCCGAGCGCGGCGCCGGGCUCGCACACUCGGUCCCCGCCGCCGCCACCGCCGCCACCGAGUCCCCCGGCCGCCGCCGAGGCUGGAGCCGGGAAGCCUCCCCGGCCUCCGCCUCCGCCUGCCCGGCCCCAGCGCGAGGCCGCGCGGCCCGCCGGGGACCCCCGCGGCCCGGCCCUCGCUUUUGGACCCGGGCUAAGGGCAGCGCCGGCCGCCCCAGCGGGCAGCAUGGGCCUCCCGUCGCUGCUGCCGCUGCCGCUGCUGCUGCUGCUGUGCUGCGCGCCCGGCCGUGCCGACCCCGGGAGAGCGGCAGGCUGCGACCUGCAGCCGGUGACGGCGGAGCCGCUCGUCACCCUGUCCUACGCCACGGGCACGGUGCCCCGGGGCUGCGUGAGCAGCGGCUCGCUGAAGACGCCCCAGGAGGUGCACAUCCUCAGCGUGCAGGCGUCCAAGGCCUCCACGUUCACGCUCAACGUGUCGGUGAUGCCGCGAGGUGGUGGCUGCACGCGGCGAGCGGUGCUCAUCCUCCACUGCGCGCGGUGCUCGGCCACCGUCACCUCGUCCUGCCCCAACCUGCUCGUCCGCACGAACGCCAGCCUGGGCCCGGCGGCCAACGCGUCCUCGCUGGGGCUGGAGCUGCCCGAGGACGCCGGCGAGCGGGAGCUGCUGCAGUGGGCCUGGGGCGCCUACGGGGGCGUCACCUCCUACAGCCAGCUGCAGGACCCCCGCGGGGUGCUGCUGCGCCUGGGCGAAGACAGCGGCAGCCCCGAGGAGUGCGUCCCCCAGGAGCGCUUCAACGCCACGCCGCACCUCGAGACCGAGGUCUUCUUCCGCGGGGUGAAGGGCUGCUCGAGCGGCACCGCCGAGAGCAGCGGGGCCGCCCACAUCAUCCGGCUGCAGCCCGACCGCAGCUCUGCCAUCACGGAGGUGUACCUGUCGCUGAGCUGCGCCGAGGUGGCCAUGAGCAACCAGCUCCUCAUCCUGCAGAGCCGGGCCAACCUCACCUGGUCCCUGUCUGUGAAAAACUGCCACAUACAGUUCCUGGUAUCUGGCACCUACAAGAUCGCAGCCAUGUCCACGACUCUGCUGAAGGGGGAGGUGCUGCCGGACACGGAGCAGGGCCUCAUCGCCAAGGCCUUCGAGAAGAACUACAAAGUCAUCGCCUCCUACUCCACCAUCCCUGUCAGCACCCGCGUGACCCUAGAGAUCCAGGAGCACGAGGUGGCCAAGGAGCCCCCCACGACGCCCACCCCCACAUCGCCCCCCUCCGACACCCUGUCCCACACCCUGCUCCGCAUGCUCCAGCCCUGGAAGUGCACGGACGACACCAUGGAGAUCGUCAUCGCCCGGUCCCUCCUGGAGUCCAUCAAGGACGUGGUGAACAUCACCCUGCGGGACAUCAGCUGCCAAGCGGAGAAGAACGCCACCCACUUCAUGCUGAGAACCCCCCUCAGCCACUGCGGCACCUCUCUGGAGAGCAAGGGCCAUGCUAAAAACGAGCUCAUCCUCAGCCUGUCCAAGGGCUCGUCCCUGCGGAGCGUGCCGGUGCCCUUCCAGUGCACCAUCCCCCGGGAGCUCUUCCUGCGCCUCUUCCCCACGGCCGCCUUCGAGGCGCCCCAGACGGAGCUGGAGGUCAACAAGGAGGCCUACCUGCAGGCCUCCAUGCGCUGGGAGGACUACCCGGCCGACCUGCAGCUCAAGGAGUGCUGGCUGGCGGCACCGGGCGCUGAGCCGCGGCUGCUGGUGCUGGCCAACAAGGCGCAGGGCUCCGGCGUGGCCGUGCUGGAGGGGCCGCCCAGCAGCCGGGCCCGCAAGGUCUGGCGCUUCCGCUUCACCUUCGCCGUCCCCGAGGGAGUCCGCGUGCCUUUCUCCGCCAGCCUCACGUGCAAGGCCGGCCUGCAGAACAACACCAUCUUCGAGAAGGUCCUGGAGGUGACGGUGAAGGACGUGUGGCGGCCGCACAACAACGGAGGCCUGGGGCUGGCUGCCGUCCUGGGCAUCACCUUCGGGGCCUUCCUCAUCGGGGCGCUCCUCACCGCCGUGCUCUGGUACAUCUACUCGCACACCCGUCCCAUCUCCAAAAUGCAGCCGGUUUCUGCCACGGCGCCGGCCUCGGAGAGCAGCAGCACCAACCACAGCAUCGGCAGCACCCAGAGCACCCCCUGCUCCACCAGCAGCGUGGCCUGACGCCCGCCGCGCUGCCCCUCGCCCGCCUCCCCGCCGCCGACGGCUGAGCGCCCCGCCGGGCCCCCGCGCUCUCGGCAACGCCCGCCGCCGGCGGGGAGACUUUGGGGCACGGCAGCGCCGCCCGGAGCCCCCCCCACCCCCCAAAACCCGGGGGCUCGCCUCCCUCCGGCCGAGACCGGAGGGCGUCCCGCCGCCGCCGUUAUUCAUUCAGUGAAUGGUUUGGCUCCGCCAGGGCGGCGGGCACCGGCGUCCCCCACCCCGCCGAAGCGCGCGGGAUGCCCCCCGGGGAGGCGGAUAGGGGCGAGGGGGGCUGAGCCCCGGCCCCACGGGCCCCAGGCACCGGCGCACUCCUCCUGGGGGGCUCCCGGCUCCGGCAACGCCACGCGACCCCCCCCAGUGAAGGCACUGGUCGUGGGCUCGGAGCAGCACGAGGUUUAUUGGUUUCGGGCCGCGGCAGGGCGGGCGUCAUGCCAUGCCUCGCCGCCCCUCUCCAAACUAGGCGAUUUGUAGAAAAUAAAAAUAUAUAUAUAUAUGUAUAUAUAUAUACUAAAAAAAAAAAGGGCCUCCCACCCCCUCCAUCUUCUGGUCAAAGUUGCAAACUCUUAAUAAUAAUAAAAAAUCUACCCUCUGUUAAA
Dromaius novaehollandiae (emu) is the source of this 2920-nucleotide messenger RNA. RefSeq names its product endoglin (gene ENG). The transcript is spliced from 15 exons. Gene Ontology annotation, cellular component: cell surface. The record is from RefSeq and is a predicted model, not a curated record. NCBI's taxonomy places the organism in Eukaryota, Metazoa, Chordata, Aves, Casuariiformes, Dromaiidae. Gene Ontology annotation, molecular function: type II transforming growth factor beta receptor binding; transforming growth factor beta receptor activity; glycosaminoglycan binding. The coding region runs from base 327 to 2285 and encodes 652 amino acids. Gene Ontology annotation, biological process: regulation of transforming growth factor beta receptor signaling pathway; epithelial to mesenchymal transition; vasculogenesis.